Molecule: messenger RNA, 1431 nt
Organism: Serendipita indica DSM 11827
Lineage: Eukaryota; Fungi; Basidiomycota; Agaricomycetes; Sebacinales; Serendipitaceae
Source: the annotation of a GenBank genome assembly
AUGGAACACCCACCGCAGGGCGGGAUUAUGCCUACAUGGCAAGCCAUCCAGACUGCGUCAAAUUUCAGGCAGCCUGCUCAAAAACCACGACCGUCCAACCAACAGCCGCCGCCAAUGCAGCCUAUAAGAGCAAAUCCACCCGCAUACGCGAUCCAACCACUCAGCCAUCGCGUUGUCAUCCCAACGGAGACACAAGCCUUUCUUUCGUCGUAUGCAUCUCGAGUGCGCACCGGGUCGACCUUGCUGGUCCAACCAAUCUCCUCUGCACCGCCACCAGCCGCCCUAGGCGCUGUAGGCGGUAGUAGUAGUGCCUAUACACCAGCAGCCACUGGGUCAAGAUCGUCACGGACGCGAGGAGGCGCAGUCAAUUAUGCUGAAGCGGGCUCCGGGGACGAGUUUGAAGAACGCCCUGAAAAGGUCGCUCCUACUGGUCCUGUGGACUCGGACGACUCGGAUUUUCAGGCCAGUGGUGGCACGCGCACUACGAUUCGAAAGAUGGGCAGAGGCCCUGGAUCAAGCGCCGUACAAAACGCAAAAAUGGCAGCGACUAUUACUCAGACCAAGGAUCCAGCAGAAAUUGAGAAGAGCCAUCUAGGCUCAGUACCUCCCCUCCACGCGCUUCGACCUCAGCAAAUUCAUAAUUGUAGGCUCGAGCACCACUCCCUAGAAAAGCUUCAGGCUCAGGCCUCAUUGCCAGUCGUCCUUAUUCCGAUUCGAAUAGAAUUGGACACGGAUAGAUACCGAAUAAGAGAUUGCUUCAUGUGGAAUCUCAACGGCAUCUUUGCACAGAUCUUCUGCUAUGAUCUUGGACUUGAAGCUUACUACAUGGAACAAGUGUCUAAUCAGAUCAGUGCACAGCUAGAAGAACACGGUGCAACAGCUGCCCUCGAUCUUCCUGUUAACACUGAACGUGAAGGUGAAAUCUUGCAUGAAGAUGAUGCAGGGCCCGGCGACUGUCGUGUUGUACUACAAAUCGACGUCCAGAUUGGCACCAAGCACAUGCUCGAUCAUAUCGAAUGGGACCUGCGGUCGCCGCUAACACCAGAGGAAUAUACCAGCGUGUUCUGUGCAGACGUGGGGCUCUCUUCGGAGGCCGUUCCAAUGAUUGCCCAUGCUAUUCAUGAAGAGCUGCUCAAGCACAAGAAGGAUGUCAUAGAAUGGGGCGUGCUCGAGGGAGGAGGAGAGUGGAAGUCUCACGCUGCAGGCCUGGGCAAUGCCUGGGGAAGAAAAGGCAAAGGUCCGAAGAGAAUGAAGGGUAUCUGGAGAGACUGGGCAGAAAUUGUUUCCGGUGACUAUUCGCCGAGAAUCGAAGAACUUACAGCGGAAGAACUGGAGAAGAAGGAACUGGAACGAGAAAGAGCAGCAAGACGCUUGCGAAGAGAGACGAGCAAGUUUCAGGGGGUCAGUGGCUCGAGCAGGCGGCGUCGAUAA